Molecule: messenger RNA, 942 nt
Organism: Pyricularia oryzae 70-15
Lineage: Eukaryota; Fungi; Ascomycota; Sordariomycetes; Magnaporthales; Pyriculariaceae
Exons: 2
Coding region: 1-942 (313 amino acids)
Source: RefSeq, a predicted model, not a curated record
AUGCUUCGCAACGUCUGCCUCCUCGUCAUCCUCGGGCUUGCCCCCGCUCUCAUUGCCGCUAGCCCGGUGCCCGGUGGUGACUAUGGUUACGGUGGCUCCUCUGGCGGCGGUGGUGGCUCCGUCAGCCCAGGCGGUCCCAGUGGUCCCGGAGGUGGUGGUGCCGGCGGUCCUCAGGGUCCUGGUGGGCCGUCUGGUCCGGGAGGUCCGGGUGGCCCUGGAGGCCCGGGUGGCCCCAAAGGCUCCGGAGGUCCCGGCGGUCCCGGCGGUCCUGGUGGCCCUGGUGGUCCUGGUGGUCCCGGAGGCCCUAGCGGCCCUGGCGGUAAGGGUGGCGUUCAGCUCCCUGGCAGCAAUGGUGGUGUUAAGCUCCCUCCUGGCCAGGGCGGUGUUAGGUUCCCUUCCGGCCAAGAUGGUGCAGUCAACUGUGACUACCCAUCCAACCGCAACAACCCGGCUUGCACAACCACCAACUCUGGCGGUAACACCCCAGUCUGUGGCAACGUCAACCCCUGCGCCAACAUGGCCUCCGGACCCGGUGCCGGCCCCAACGCCAUGUGCGUCAACUGCGACUACCCCAGCAACGCCGGCAACUUUGCCUGCAAGAGCAACACUGGCAUGCAGGCCAACUGCAACCUGUCGCAGUUUGCCAACCUCAGCAUCUGCGGUGGCUCGUGCCCCGACAACAACACUCCCACCCCGACCCCGUCGAACAACAGCCCGCCGCCUUCGAACGAGACCCCGACCCCGAUCCCCACCGACGUCGCCCCGGCUUCCACUGUUACUCCCACCCCAGAGCCCACCCCCACGGACUAUUCUCCCGAGCCCUCGGCCACGGACUCUUCUCCUGCCACGGCAACUGACAACUCUCCUGCUCCGACCAGCACCAACAGCGACUACAAUGACGAUUCUGGUGACUACUCCGUCUCCGAUGACUACAGCCAGUAA